This is a messenger RNA of Penicillium verhagenii, 1857 nucleotides long. RefSeq lists its product as uncharacterized. The transcript has a single exon. Lineage: Eukaryota; Fungi; Ascomycota; Eurotiomycetes; Eurotiales; Aspergillaceae. Gene Ontology annotation, molecular function: transmembrane transporter activity. The record is from RefSeq and is a predicted model, not a curated record. Gene Ontology annotation, cellular component: membrane. Gene Ontology annotation, biological process: transmembrane transport. The coding region runs from base 1 to 1857 and encodes 618 amino acids.
AUGACACCAACUCCUGUGGAUGCUGGUGGAGACACCAAAACAGGCGUCUACACUCAAUAUGAUGACUUGGGAUCAACCGCUGCAAACUCCCGAGCCAAUUCCACAUUAUCACUGUCUACAACAGAGGACUCGACGAGAAGAAACUCGGAAGACAAAGAAGAUCCAAACAGACAAUCUCAAGAUGUCGAGUUGCAGUCAAUCCGCACCAGACCCCGCGGGAACUCGCACAUGGGCGAGGCACUAGAGAAUCUCUCCCGUACCAUGUCCAAUAUGCCAGAGAACGAAGAAGGCCAUCUUGAUCUCGGCGCAGUGCAAUCCCGUCGAAGCGAGCGGAGCACAGCCCGUCGCUCAAUGAAGCACAUGCCCGACCUGGACGAAGAAGAAGCCGGCUCUCCCGCUCUGGCCAAAUACCAGGGCGUUCCUCCCGAACUCGGCAGUCUGACCUCCGAGCUGAUCUUCGUGGGCGUUUGCUCGGCGGGACUGAUGUUCUUCGCUUUCCUGCUCGGCGAUAUCACCGUGAACCAGAUCGAGCUGAGGCGUGCACUGGGGAUCACCAAUACCCAACUUCCAUGGCUACUGGGCGCUUACACACUGCCGCUGAGUUUGUCAGUGAUUAUAUCCGGCUCGCUGAGCGAUCUUACCCCGCCACGAAUGAUAAUGGUCGGAGCAUUCGCCUGGCUGACGAUCUGGAACAUCGUCGGCGUGUGGUCGAUUAGUCCCGAACGAGUGAUUCUCUUCUAUAUCGUGCGCGCAAUGCAGGGACUCGCGAUCGGAGUCCUCGUCUCAGGCUCAAUGAGUAUCCUUGGACGAAUCUAUAAACCCGGUCUACGCAAGAACCAAGUCUUCUCUGCCAUGUCGGCCACGUCGCCCUUUGGAUUCUGGCUCGGCGGAAUCCAAGGCGGAGCGUUUAAGUCGUGUUUAUACUGGAUUUUCGGCUCCAAUGCUAUCAUUGCCGGCCUGUGUUUGGUAGCAGCUUAUAUGGUGAUCCCGCCUUUACGUCCGAUGGCGGAUAUCGUAGGCGCAGAAGUACCUUCGAUCCGUCAUUUUGAUUUCCUCGGCGCGGGCGUCGCAGUCACGGGCUGCAUCUGUCUUCUUUUCGGACUGACGCAGGGCGCUGUUGUUGAGUGGUCACCAUACACAUAUGCGCUGGUGAUUAUCGGCAUUCUCCUUUUGAUCAGCUUCUUCUUUAUCGAGCGAUGGGUUGAACGUCCAUUGAUCCCCAACAGACUAUGGAAAACAAAGGGAUUCACGCCGCUGAUGAUCGCCUAUUUCCUCGGCUACGGCGCCUUCUCAGGCUGCUGGCAGUUCUAUGCCGUGCAAUUCUGGCUUCGAGUCCAGCAACACAGUCCACUGACCUGUGCCCUUUAUCUACUACCGAACGCUAUCGUCGGCGUGCUCGCCACAUGGGUAGUGAGCAAAACACUGCAUGUUGUCCCGGGUCAUUAUAUCUAUUUCACAGCCAUGCUCGCCUUUGCGCUGGGGCCGGCCUUCUUCCUACCACAGAGCGCUGGUACAUCGUACUGGCCUCUAUCCUUCCCGGGUAUUGCGCUCGUCACGUUCGGACCCGAUCUGUCAUUUGCCGCGGCGUCGAUCUACAUUACCAGUAAUGUUCGUCGGUCGUAUCAAGGCAGUGCGGGUAGCUUGCUCGUCACGAUGCAGAAUUUGAGUUCGGCUGUGAUGACGGCCGUGGGAGAUGCGAUUGGCAGUAAAGUGGAUAUGGAUGCUGAUGGUAACAUUGGGCUAGAUGGACUUCGCGCUAUUUGGUAUUUUGCUUUGGCGGCCGAGAUUGUUGCUGCUCUGAUUACUUUGAUUUGGGUGAGGAUUCCCAAGGAGGAGGAGAAAGAGCAUGUUAUUUGA